AUGGAUGCUGAUGUGCAGGAAAUAAUAGAAGUCAUUGAUUUAUGUACACCCAAUAUCGAUAUCAAUGACAUAUCGAUUGAGUUAGUUGUCUUACAAAAAGCAUCAACAUCAGAUACGACGAAAGAACGAUUUCCAAAUCUUCAUCGUCGACUGUCAAUUUUACCAUGCUUUCCAACAAAUAAUAAUAAACAAAAUUAUGGUGAUCCAUUAUUACCAAAUAUACCACCUCGUCAGUUAACUCAAGAAGAACUCGCUCGUCGACAUUCUGGUGCUUUUAAACCAGCAUUCAAUAUUAUCAAUUAUGAUUCGACCAUACCAUCAUUCUUACGUGAAAAAUAUCAUAUGUACUUUAGUGUUUUAUUUGAACGUUUGAAAGUUGAUAUAUCGAUUUUGGAUUAUAACUAUACAUGUUUAAAUAAAUAUAUAAGAAUGUUGGCUUAUGAACAGAUGCGUGUCUUCAAUCUUCGACCACAUGAACUUCAACACAUUGAUGAAAAAGAAUAUCCUAUUGCAUUAGAAUUCUUUUUACAAUUUGAUGGUAUGCUUUUGUUGAUAUUAUCUUAG
Messenger RNA from Rotaria sp. Silwood2, 564 nucleotides. NCBI's taxonomy places the organism in Eukaryota, Metazoa, Rotifera, Eurotatoria, Philodinida, Philodinidae. The record is from the annotation of a GenBank genome assembly.